AUGAAAGCAGGGAGAGGCAGGACAAACGAGAAUGAAGAGGUGUUUGAGGAAGUUUCUGGCGAACCCACUAAAAGACAGAUCAGAGGAAAGGGUAAAGGAGUGCAGGUCUCUAAAGGCAGAAGAACACGAGCCAAAGUGGAGACUGAGGAGGAAGAAGAAAACAAAAUAGCAGAUAAACUUCAGAAAGAAAAGGAAGAGAAAGAGGUGCGUGGUACAAUGGAGAGGUUGGAACGAGAGCGAAUUGAGCAAGAAGAAAUGGCAGCAAGGUUUCAGAAAGAGAGAGAUGAAAAAGAAAGGGUGAGAUUAGAAAAGGAACAAGAAACUAAGAGGUUGGAGAAAGAAAGGGUUGAACGGGAAAAUAAGGAACUUGCUUCAAAACAGCAAAAAGAAAAGGAAGCGGAAGAGAGAGUGGAAAAGGAACGACAAGCGACUGAACUAAUGGAGAAAGAGGAAAAGAGGCAAAAAGAAGAAAAGGAGAGACUAGAGCGGGAAAAUAUGGCGCAGGAAGAAAAGGAAAAGGCUGAGAAGGAUCGAUUGGAAGUAGCCAGAAAACAAAAGGAAAAACUUCAAAAACAAGACAAGGCGGAACAGCUAGACAAAGGAAAGCAAAAUGAAGAAGGCCCUAGAAGAGGUAGGAGAACCGGCAGAAGAACCAUUGCUGUUCCAGACUCCACCGCCGUAGAUGAAGAUGACGUUCCGGCCAGACGGACCAGGUCCCGAUCGAACUCCUCAAACUCUGUCAACUCUGAGAUUUCUGUGUCAAGCAACGUGUCGCAAACAAGCAGGGGUAGAGGCCGUGGGAGAGGAGGGCGAAAGACGGAAGUUCAAGUGCAGAAAACUGUGUCUCGAGGCCGGCGAAGAACCGCAGCAGCUCCCGAAGUCUACGCACCAUCUCCACCCAGGACGCUCUCCAGAUCCAAUUCGAGUAUUUCGUUAAGUUCCGAGUUGUCUGUGAGUAGCAUCAGCUCAACGAGUCGAAAUAGAGGAGGACGAGCGGGAAAGAAAGCCGACAUUGAGCGCGCAAAAGAGCAGGCGUCCAGUCAAACAGUAAUGCCAAGAGGAAGGAAAAGCACAAGGAUUUGCCCCGACACCAACAAAGAUAAGGGAGACAACGUAGAGCCGCCUGUGUCCACAAGGGGGAAGCGUGGAGCUAAAGAAAAUUCAACAAAAUGCAAUGAAAGCCAGGGAGAAGAUCCAUCUACUAGUCGUGCUGAGAAAAGAGGAGGGAGAACAAAUCAAGCACAGACUAAGAAGGAAUUGGAUGGAAGAAGGUUGGAGACAAACGAUAAUGAAAAAGACACAAAAAAUGCAGCGGCGAGAAAUACACCGACUAGGAAGAGUAUGAAAGUGACUCAAGAGGAAACCAAAAGUACCAAACCAAAGGGAAGGGGCCGUGCAUCUGUCCUGGCAAAAACUCCUGAUGAGAGAAGUGACAGCGGCUCAUCAGGAAACAACUCCAUGGAUCUAGAGCAGCCUCAAACCCCAAGGAGCAGUGUUUCCAGGAAGAGAAGUUCUGCUGAUUCAGAGUCUGAUGUUUUUCCCAAGACGCCGCGCUCCUGCACUGCGUCUCCCAGCACUGGCCGGUCCAGAACGCCUACUCAACCUUACAGGGUGCUGUUCACUGGAAUGGUGGAUGAAGAUGGAGAGAGGGUCCUGACUCGAUUGGGAGGAACCAUAGCUAAAGAUGUGGUUGUUAUGAACUGUUUAGUGACUGAUAAAGUGCGGCGGACGGUUAAGUUCCUGUGUGCUGUGGCCAAAGGAAUCCCCAUUGUCACCAGUCAGUGGCUGGAGAAGAGUGGAAAGGCUGGGACAUUGUUGCUUCCUAGUUCGUACCUGGUGAAAGAUCGAGAGCAAGAAAAUAAGUUUGAUUUCAACCUGCAGGAGUCUCUGAGAGUCGCCAGCAAUCAGCCAUUUCUAAAGGGAUAUGAGAUCCAUGUCACGAAGUCUGUAAAGCCAGAGCCGGUUCAUAUGAAAGAUAUCAUUUCCUGCAGUGGAGCUGUGUUUCUGCCCAAAAUGCCCUCCUCUUACAAGCCCAAUACUGUGGUGGUUUCGUGUGAAGAGGACUGGUCCCUGUGCGCUCCAGCUGUGUCCUGUGGCCUCCCCAUCGUCACCAGUGAGUUCAUCCUCACUGGGAUCCUGCAGCAGAAACUGGACCUGGACUCACACAAGCUCAGCGGACCUGUACCUGCGCCAACAACAGCAGCCGUGAGAGGCAGGGGGCGCAAGAAACCAUAG
Molecule: messenger RNA, 2235 nt
Organism: Knipowitschia caucasica
Lineage: Eukaryota; Metazoa; Chordata; Actinopteri; Gobiiformes; Gobiidae
Source: the annotation of a GenBank genome assembly